GGAAGCGCCAACGGGGUGGCUGGGUGGGUCAUGGCCCUCUCGGUUCCCGGCUACUCGCCCGAUUUCAAAAAGCCGCCGGAGACUUUGCGGCUCCGACGGAAGAGGGCCCGGAGCCUUGGAGCCGCCGCUGUGCCCAGGGAGCUGCCCGAGCCGGCGCCCCGCCACGCCGCCCUGGCAGCCGGGCUGCCCCUCCGCCCCUUCCCGGCGGCAGCGGACAGAGGCUGCGGCGGCGGCCUGGCCGCGGCCCGAAGGAACCCCUUCGCCCGCCUGGACACCCGUCCGCGGGCCGCCGCGGAUCCCCGCGCCGAGCAGGCGGCGCCGGGCCCGUUUUUAGAUUCUAAUCAAAAGAAUGAUUUGUUAUGGGAAGAGAAGUUUCCUGAAAGAACAGACGUUACUGAAUUACUCCAGACUCCCCACAUAUCAUCCUCCGAAUCUGAUAUUCCAUCCUCAGAAAGUACUGAGUUACCUGCGGACUGGAGUAUUAAAACUCGACUCCUUUUCACCUCUCCUCAACCCUUUACCUGGACAGAUCAUUUGAAAGCACAGGAAGAGGCUCAAGGUGUGGUGCAGCAUUGUAGGGCAACAGAAGUUACUCUGCCUCAAAGUAUCCAGGAUCCCAAACUCUCCACCAAGCUCCGUUGUGCCUUCCAGCAAAGCCUUAUCUAUUGGCUCCACCCUGCCUUUUCUUGGCUACCACUGUUUCCUCGCAUUGGAGCUGAUAGAAAAAUGACCGGAAGGAUAAGCCCUUGGUCAAAUGAUGAAACCCUGCAACACAUUUUAAUGAGUGACUGGUCUGUGAGCUUCACUUCUCUAUAUAAUCUUCUGAAGACAAAAUUUUGCCCCUAUUUCUACGUUUGUACCUAUCAGUUUACUGUCCUGUUCCGUGCAGCAGGAUUUGCAGGAAAUGAUGUAAUCACAGCUCUCAUAUCUCCUACAACUAGAGGCAUCAGAGAAGCUAUGAAAAAUGAAGGUAUUGAGUUUUCCUUGCCUUUAUUAAAAGAAAAUGGCCAUGAGAAGAAAAAAGCAUCUGGAACAAGCCUGGGACAUGAGGAGGAGCAAGUAAUCAGUGAUGAGGAUGAAGAAGAAAGUUUUUCCUGGCUGGAAGAGAUGGGUGUGCAAGAUAAAAUUAAAAAACCAGACAUGCUGUCUAUCAAGAUGCAUAGAGAGAAACAUGAAGUGCAAAUGGAUCACAGGCCCGAGUCUGUUGUGUUGGUGAAGGGAAUGAACACUUUCACAUUACUAAAUUUUUUGAUCAACUGUAGGAGCUUAACUGCUACCUCGGGUCCACAGGCAGGACUUCCACCAACCCUCUUAUCCCCUAUAGCUUUUCGGGGUGCCACAAUGCAAAUGCUGAAGGCACGAAGUGUAAAUGUGAAGACACAAACUUAUUCUGGAUACAAGGAUCAAUUUAGUUUGGAGAUUACAGGUCCUAUCAUGCCUCAUUCUCUACAUUCAGUGACCAUGCUACUCAAAUCUUCACAGAGUGGGUCAUUUUCUGCAGGACUGUAUACACAUGAGCCAACUGCUGUAUUUAAUAUCUGCCCACCAAUAGAAAAAGUACUGGAUAAGGAGACCACUCCUGAGGAGCUUGCCAACUGUGGAUUGCACCCUAAAACUCUGGAUCAACUUAGUCAAGUACCAAUAUUGGGGAAAUCAUCUUUACGGCAUGUGGAAAUGAGUGACUACAUUUAUAAUUGGAGAUCCUGAAUAUCAAAGUAAGCCUAAAAGGAAUCUUUGAGGAAAAAAGCCUUCUAGCAAGGAAAUUCAAGAUUCUUAUACCUUUGGCUUUAAAGUUCAUUUUGGAAGUUAAAUGAACAUUAAUUACCUUAAAAGUGUUAAAAUGUUUAAAAUGUUAAUCUAUUACAUUAACUUUUAUUACACACAUUAAGCAAUAGGAUUGAGGUUUUAAAGUUUUACCAUUUUGGUAAGAGUCAGAUAUGAAAGUACUACAACUUCUUUAAAAACUCAAUGAAAAUUUUAGAUUCCCUAGAAUAUAAUUAUAAAACAAGCAGAAAACUGUUUCUUUGCAAAUGGGAAAUUGAGGCUGACUUAGUAUCAACUGUCUCAUGGCAUUCUGACUAAUGGCAUUAGGGCAAAACUGUAUUUGUAGGGCAAAACAAUUAAGUAGGUUCUAGUUUUAUGAAGGUAGAAAACAAACGUAGUCAACAUGUAUGGAACUGGCUGUUGAUGCUUCUACCCAUAGCUGCUUUCCUACUAAUUUACAAUUCCUCUAUUCUCAAAUAUAUUAAACUUGUUUUUUAUAAUGCAUGUUAAUCCAGAUAAGGAUAUUUUGUAUUCCACACAGAAGAACACUACAAACUGUUAAUUAUACUCUUAUGGUACAGAAUUUAAUGUUCUGGGUGUGUGUGUGUGUGUGUGUGUGUGUAUGUGUACGUGUGCAUGUGUAUAUAUAAAUUUUCUCAAAUAAAAGUGCUUAGAUAA
This is a messenger RNA of Manis javanica (Malayan pangolin), 2442 nucleotides long. It is a transcript of the gene DONSON, whose product is annotated as DNA replication fork stabilization factor DONSON. Gene Ontology annotation, biological process: nuclear DNA replication. Gene Ontology annotation, cellular component: nucleus. NCBI's taxonomy places the organism in Eukaryota, Metazoa, Chordata, Mammalia, Pholidota, Manidae. The record is from RefSeq and is a predicted model, not a curated record.